GGAGCUUAAUGAACCGACUUCGAUACUCGUGCGUCUAUGCUUUCGUUGCACGACGUCUCACGACCAUUGUGAUCAAAACGCACGCGGACUCAUCGUUUCCGUCGCCAUUGGCGCGGGGUCUGCCAUGCCUUUUUCAGGUGCCAGUGCGAUUCGACAAAGAUGCGCGCUUCACUGCUGCGCCCGUCCGCUCUGCGUGCCAGCAGCGCAUACAUCUUGCAUCCGCCAGGUAUCCACUUGUGUUUUGCGAAGUGGAUGCACGCUUAGCUGGCAUGGACCCAGCGUGUCCGAUGCGAAAGCUCGAUUGGCAAAGAGUGGAUGUUCAAGGCAGGUGCACCUUGCUGCUCGGCACGGUGUCCCUCCCUUUCAGAGGCAUGUACGGCAACUUGUGCUCCCGGACUUUGACGAAAGGACAGGGAAGCAAGAUCCGCUCCGUUCGAUCGUUCGACUUCUAUGCACUUCCUGUUCAAGGGCAGUAGCACAAGAAGGCGCAGCUUCUCAGCCGCUCUUCAAAGUGCAAGUCAUCUCACCGCCGCCUUACAAGGUGCUCUUUUGCGGCACGGACGAAUUUUCCUGCGUCAUCUUUGAGGAGCUGCUAAGGCAUCGUCAAGAUCUCAUCCAGCAUGUAGAAGUACUGGUCCCUUCUAGCCCCGAGCCUCGUAAAAGCUCUCGUGGUAAACAAAGAGUCGCAAUACCGCCGCUCAAACUUCUUGCCGCAGAGCACGACAUCACCAUUCACGAAGUGCCUCGAGCCGGGCUCGAUUCUUUCGAGGUUCCAGACUCCUUUCGAGAGUCUUCCAACGCGCUGCUGGUAGCUGCCUCUUUCGGACAUCUCAUUCCGCCAGCCUUUUUGCACGCUUUUCCGCAUUGGCAAAAGCUCAAUGUCCAUCCUUCCCUCUUGCCAAAGCUGCGAGGAGCUGCACCCAUUCAGUGGGCCAUCGCGAGGGGCCACACACUGACAGGCGUUUCCGUCCAGCGAAUCUCGGAAAAGUUCGACCAUGGAGAGCUGCUCAACAGCCAAGAGGCCAUGCCCACAAGCUCGUCGUACAUACGAUUGCGGGACCAAUUGGCUGCAAUUGGUGCAGCCUUGUUGGCUGAGACUCUUCGUACUCUGCCUGAACGUGCGGCCAAGGCGUGCCCUCAAUCGGCGAUGCCGGACUCGCACCAGCCUCCUUCGAUGGCGCGAAAGGUACAGAGGCGUCAUGCUCUUGUGGACUGGAACACAAUGUCGGCAGAGCGCAUCGAGCGAUUGAACAGGGGUGUGAGCCAUUUUUUUCCCGUGUACAGCAUGAUGCCUAAUCCCAAAGCUACCGAUCCAAGAUCCUCCAUCAACGAAGUGUCACUUCACGACCUCGAGGUGGUGGAGCUAGGGGGGGUAUCUGAAUUGAGCGCAGCCGAUAGCAAAGCUAUGUCACUGUUGCGCGACGCCGACUCGAUGCCGGGCACAGCAUGCCUAUCACGACCUUUGGGCGGUCUGUUGAUGAAGUGCGUAGGAGAAGGAAAGGAUGCGUCGUUUUUAUUGGCACGCAAACUUCAUACGGCUGGUAAGCCCAAGCCUGCAAAAGAUGCGGAAGAGUGGCUCAUCGGGUACAAGGAACGUCUAGAUCAAAGAGGCUUGCUCACAUUUACUUCUGCGCUCGAGAAAUCGUGAUGCUUACUUGGAACGAGACCCGGAUGCAGAUCAGAGCCUCGCUGUUCGCCCUCUUGCUUCUCUUGCUUGUUUGCGCGUCCAAAAGU
Molecule: messenger RNA, 1734 nt
Organism: Ceraceosorus guamensis
Lineage: Eukaryota; Fungi; Basidiomycota; Exobasidiomycetes; Ceraceosorales; Ceraceosoraceae
Product: Formyltransferase
Exons: 7
Coding region: 125-1648 (507 amino acids)
Biological process (GO): conversion of methionyl-tRNA to N-formyl-methionyl-tRNA; biosynthetic process
Cellular component (GO): mitochondrion
Molecular function (GO): methionyl-tRNA formyltransferase activity
Source: RefSeq, a predicted model, not a curated record